Molecule: messenger RNA, 1186 nt
Organism: Ochotona curzoniae (black-lipped pika)
Lineage: Eukaryota; Metazoa; Chordata; Mammalia; Lagomorpha; Ochotonidae
Gene: CLIC1
Product: chloride intracellular channel 1
Exons: 6
Coding region: 228-953 (241 amino acids)
Source: RefSeq, a predicted model, not a curated record
UGAUCCAGCCCGAGAGGACAGAGCUGGGGAAGCUGGGUGUGGAGUGUACCGGGCAGGUGGGGAGGCCGUGUCUGAAGGGAGAAGAUUUGAUCGAGUUCGUGCUGUGCUGAAGGGACAGCUCGUGGUCCGGAGAAGAGAAUCCCCAACCAACCGUGAGACCGCCUUCCCUGACCCCGGCCCCUCCCAGUUCCCCCAGCGACUGCAGCUUCCUGCUACCCGUCGCAACCAUGGCUGAAGAACAACCGCAGGUCGAACUGUUCGUGAAGGCUGGCAGUGAUGGGGCCAAGAUUGGAAACUGCCCCUUCUCCCAGAGACUGUUCAUGGUACUAUGGCUCAAGGGAGUUACUUUCAACGUGACCACCGUUGACACCAAGAGGCGGACUGAGACAGUGCAGAAACUGUGUCCAGGCGGGCAGCUCCCAUUCCUCCUGUACGGCACUGAAGUCCACACAGAUACCAACAAGAUCGAGGAAUUUCUGGAGGCGGUACUGUGCCCUCCCAGGUACCCAAAGCUCGCAGCUCUGAACCCUGAGUCCAACACCGCUGGGGUAGACAUAUUUGCCAAAUUCUCUGCUUACAUCAAGAAUUCGAACCCCGCACUCAAUGACAAUCUGGAGAAGGGGCUCCUGAAAGCCUUGAAGAUUUUAGACAAUUACUUGACUUCUCCCCUCCCUGAAGAAGUGGAUGAGACCAGUGCCGAAGACGAAGGCAUCUCUCAGAGGAAGUUUCUGGAUGGCAACGAGCUCACCCUGGCCGACUGUAACCUGUUGCCAAAGCUGCACAUAGUACAGGUGGUGUGUAAGAAAUACCGGGGAUUCACCAUCCCAGAGGCAUUCCGUGGAGUUCACCGGUACUUGAGAAACGCCUAUGCUCGAGAAGAAUUCGCGUCCACCUGUCCAGAUGAUGAAGAGAUUGAGUUGGCCUAUGAACAAGUGGCCAAAGCCCUCAAAUAAGGCGCUGCUGGGGCUCCCCAACCCACCUCAGUCCUCCCCACAGAGGCCCUGGGGGGCUUCCACAUUGCUACCCAAUGGACAUGUUUCAGAACAACAGGGGAACCUGGAGUACUUAUGUGGGGGGCCGAGGUGGGGAAGGCAGUGAACAGAAAUGAAGGGGGCCUGGGUGAGAUUUUUAUUGUGGGGCGGGUUGGACAAUGUGUUUCAGUAAUAAAAUACAUAAUGAAAAUGUA